Molecule: messenger RNA, 1536 nt
Organism: Tetrahymena thermophila SB210
Lineage: Eukaryota; Ciliophora; Oligohymenophorea; Hymenostomatida; Tetrahymenidae
Exons: 5
Cellular component (GO): centrosome
Source: RefSeq, a predicted model, not a curated record
AUGGAUUUUGGAGAAAAAGAAGUUUAAUAGAGAGAGGAGAAUUUUGAACCUCCCUAAUUGUAGAUUCCAGACAUUACAAACGAGUUAAAGCAGUAGGAUACUAUUUUGAAAAAUAAGAUUGCAGAUAGUGAAGAUAAUACAUUUAAUAAGUAUUUGUACUACUACAGAUAAAGGAUUGAUGUUUUUGAAGAUGAGAGAUCUGAAUGGCUUUAAAAAAUUGAAGAAAUCAAAGAGAAUUUAAAAGAUAAGCAUUAGCUUGAAACAUAAUUGAAAUAGCUUGUCAAAACAAUUGGAGAUAUUUAGCAAUCCAUCACAGAAUAAAAAUUGUCUACCUUUUCUGAGAGAAUAGCAUAUCUAAAUCUCUCAAGAUUGAAUGCUGAUCUAAAGAUCAAAGAUGUCUAAAAUAGAAAAAAAAUUGCAGAACUCAUUGCACUCACUGAACCUAAAAAAAAUACAACAAUUGUAUAUAAAAACUUGCUACCAAAUGGAGAAAGAGGAAGAAAUAUAGAAAAUGAUCUUAACAUUUAUUAGCAAACUAAUUAAAAAAGAACUAUUUAAGGUAAUGAUUUCCAGAGAAGCUAAAUCACAACAGUUUAUUUCCCAAAUGAAAAUUUAAAUUGCAUUGUAGUCGAAAAUGAAAGUUUGAAAUCUCAGUAAUAGUAAGAGAGAUAAAUAUUUUAGUCCUAAUUUGAAUCUUUGUAAGAGGAAUUAAAAGUAAGAGAUGAAGAGCUGAGAUUAAAAGAAGAAAACGACAAAGUAUAUUUAAGUCAGCUUGAAAAAAAAGUUUAAGAUCUUGAAAUAAAACAUUACAACUUGAAUAAGCAUUAUUUUGAGACAAGAAGAAGAUGCAAUGACAGCAUAAGAAAACUUUAAGAUGAAAAAGAUUUCUUAUAGCAAAGACAUUCCUAGUUAUAAAAUAAGCUAGAAUUUAUCAGCAAAUAAACACAAAUUGAGAACGAAGCACUAAGAGACCUUGAAACUAAAAAAGCUCUUGAAUAUACAAAUAAAUUUUAAAAUUAAGUUAAAUUUAAAUCAGAGAAAAUCGAGGUUAUGAAGGAAUAAUAUGCUCAAAUAUAAAAUAUGUACCAAUAAAAGGCAAGAGAAUUAGAAUAAACUCAUGCUCAAUUAGUUGAGAGAUAUAAUUUAUUAUAACAAGAAACUGAGUUAUAAAAAUAAAAUUUUCUCUAAAAUAUUGAGGAAUUGUAAAAUGAGUUUUAAGAAUUGUAGCAUUUUUAGAAUGAGAAGGGAUUAGUUCCUAUGAAACCAUAAAAAUUAUCUAGGGAAUAGGUUUUACUAAACCAACAAAGAGAUCUUUAAAGAUAACUAAAGUAAGAAAAACUUGAGAGAUAAAAAUUAAAAUAGAAAAUCUAUCGUGAAACACUUGAACAAUAAUCAAAACCCAGAUCUUAGUCAAAGAAGAGAAAGUAGUAAGGCAGUUAAAGAAUAUCAAAGGAUACUGUUAAUGAAGAAGAUCUAAAUGAAGUCGAACGUUAAUUAGAUGAUCUUAGAAGAGGAUUAGAUUAGCAACUAGUUUGA